This is a messenger RNA of Bipolaris sorokiniana ND90Pr, 530 nucleotides long. RefSeq lists its product as uncharacterized. The transcript is spliced from 2 exons. Lineage: Eukaryota; Fungi; Ascomycota; Dothideomycetes; Pleosporales; Pleosporaceae. The record is from RefSeq and is a predicted model, not a curated record. The coding region runs from base 172 to 372 and encodes 66 amino acids.
CUAGGACUGAUGUAAAGAUAUAAAGGUUUACCAGGCCGCCCUGAUUUGCACCAUCACAACACAAGCACAAUAAACUCUCUUCUCAGCUCUGGAUACAAAUACCCAACCCUAAACACCAUUACCCAACUACCCAACUACCCAGCUACCAAUCCUACUCCUCAAACCAUCAAUAUGCGUUUCUCAAUCGUAGUCGCCACCUUCUUUGCCAGUGUCGCUCUCGCCAUGCCAGACCCUCUCCCACAAGGUUACAACGGUCCCUGCGCACGAGAUAAUUGUGGUGUCAACGGAUUGAACUGUGGACGUCGCCUUUGCGUGGGAUGGCCCAACACCGACCCUGCUCUGAGGAAGGGCUGCACAUGCACCACUGCCUAAGCGCUACAUGAUCUGCAUUUUCAAGUUUUGUUAGCGGUUUUUUAAAACGACGAUCUCCAACAUAUACCCACGUAAAGGGGGGAAAGGAUAGUGGGGGUGAUGUAAAUAGGGCUGUCAUGGAUUAGCAACAUGUGAAAUGAAAAGAUAAUAAUGAAGCG